Molecule: messenger RNA, 1740 nt
Organism: Encephalitozoon hellem ATCC 50504
Lineage: Eukaryota; Fungi; Microsporidia; Unikaryonidae
Product: glycyl-tRNA synthetase
Exons: 1
Coding region: 1-1740 (579 amino acids)
Biological process (GO): mitochondrial glycyl-tRNA aminoacylation
Cellular component (GO): cytoplasm; mitochondrion
Molecular function (GO): glycine-tRNA ligase activity; ATP binding
Source: RefSeq, a predicted model, not a curated record
AUGAAAAAGUUUGAUCAACAGCAAAUUGAGCAAAUUCUCAGGAAGAGGUUUUUUAUUGCACAGUCUGCUCAUAUAUACGGGGGAGUUUCUGGGCUGUACGACCUGGGGCCUCCUGGAUUGGGCAUAAAGACAAACAUCUUAACGCUGUGGAGAAGACACUUUGUGCUUGAGGAGGACAUGCUUGAGGUGGAGACGACGACGAUGCUGCCCUACGAUGUCCUGAAGGCGAGCGGGCAUGUGGACAAGUUCUGUGACAUCCUGGUUUUUGACGAGGAGACUGGAGACUGCUUCAGGGCGGACCAUCUGGUUUCUGAUGCGCUGGAAAAGAUGGCGCCGACGGAGGAGACGAUGAAGGAUCUCCAGAGGGUUGAUUGUAUGGGGUGCGAAGAAAUCGACGGCGUUAUAUCGAAGUACAACAUCAAGAGCACACUGGGAAACAGGCUUAGCAAGUCGCAACAGUUCAAUCUGAUGUUUGGGACGCAGAUAGGAUAUAAGGGCGGGCAGACGAUGUUCUUAAGGCCGGAGACUGCGCAGGGGCAAUUUCUGAACUUCAAGAAACUCUACGAGUACAACAACGGCAAGCUUCCUUUUGCAUCUGCAUCGAUAGGAAAGGCAUACAGGAAUGAGAUAAGCCCGAGGUCUGGGCUUAUCAGGGUCAGGGAGUUUGACCAGGCGGAGAUUGAGCACUUUGUCCUUGCGUCUGAAAAGGGCCAUCCGAAGUUUGCUGCAGUCAAGGAGAUCAGGCUGAAGCUUGUGCGUGAGGAUGGGGCUGAGGAGAUUACUUUAGGAGAGGCUGUUGGGAGAGGAAUUAUAUGCAACGAGACGAUUGGAUAUUACAUUGGAAGGACGGCGCUGUUCUUGAUUGAGCUGGGGAUUGAUAAGGAGCUACUGAGGUUUCGGCAGCACAAGAAGGAAGAGAUGGCACACUAUGCCAAGGAUUGCUGGGAUGCGGAGAUAUACACAUCCUAUGGAUGGAUUGAGUGUGUAGGGAUAGCAGACAGGUCGUGCUAUGAUCUGAGGUGCCAUGAGGAGGCAUCGAAGGUUGACCUGAGGUGUAAGAAGGAGCUUUCUGAACCAAAGGAGGUUGAGGAAUGGGUUUUGAAGGUGGACAAGAAGGAAUGGGGAGGAAGGCUUAGAGACAGGUUUUCUGAGCUGAUGGAGAUGGUCAAUGGAUUUUCGCAGGAGUAUAUUGAAAAGAACAUGUCGACCUCUGAUGAGAACAGAAACUACUUAGAGGUGAGGUUUUCUGGGCAUGCAAUUAGGUUUGAGUGUUCGAAGGUGAAGAGAAAGGUGUUUGUUGAGAACUUGAUUCCCGAUGUGAUUGAGCCAUCUUUUGGGGUUGGGAGGAUUCUCUAUGCCUUACUUGAGCACUCGUUCUACUUGAGAGAGGAUUCAAGGCCUGUGUUCAAGUUCAGGCCGAUGGUUGCACCGAUUCAAUGUGCAAUAGGAUAUCUUAUGUAUCUCAGCGAGUUUGACGAGCACAUUGGGAAGAUAAAAAGGUUUCUGACAGAUAAUGGAUUGGUUGUCCAUGUGAACGAGCGCUCGUGCAGCAUUGGGAGGAAGUAUGCGUCGUGCGAUGAGCUUGGGAUUCCGUUCUUUAUAACGUUUGACCCCGACUUUCUUAAGGAUAGCAUGGUGACGAUAAGGGAAAGAGACUCUAUGCAGCAGAUAAGGGUUGAUGUGGAGAAGUGUGCCUCCAUUGUCCUAGAGUAUGUUAGAGGACUGAGAAAGUGGAAUUAA